Durotheca rogersii is the source of this 2923-nucleotide messenger RNA. RefSeq lists its product as uncharacterized. Bases 384 to 2402 code for a protein of 672 amino acids. The record is from RefSeq and is a predicted model, not a curated record. NCBI's taxonomy places the organism in Eukaryota, Fungi, Ascomycota, Sordariomycetes, Xylariales, Xylariaceae. The transcript has 5 exons.
GAAUUGUCCGUGGGAGGGAGCUUACUCAGGACGUAACACCGGAGGGGGGGCGAUUCCCGGUCAACAAUCGCAGUUGUGCAUACAAUUUGAGCCUCUCUCCCUCUCUCAUUCUCCCUCUCCUUCACCCUCUACUUCUACCCCUCGAUUCCCACGCAUACCUACACAUACGUAGAGAGAUACAUUCGGAGAGUACCCCAGGUCGAACGACGACGUACCCAUCGUAAUUAGAGCAUUGCACCCCGGACGACGAUCCUACACGCACCCGGACCGCCGCUAGCAGCACUAGUUCGCGAGGGCCAGGCGAAAGAGGAAGAAUUGAAGACGGAGGCAACCCUCUAAUAUUCGCACCCCUAAACAGGAAGAAACUUGAGGCCUGGCAGAACAUGCGCUCGUCGUCCGCAUCUAACAAUCGCGGCGUAAGGGGAGGCGACGACCGAUACCAGUAUUCUGUUCGAGGCGGCCCCGCGCCCCCAAGGCCACCCAGAGAUUUCGACAGCAGCGUUAGCGACGAUUAUAUGUCUGGGAGGCACCAGAACCGCCAAAGUCUCCAGCCUGCACCACCCGUGCAGGCGCCUCAUUCCUACCGCAACUCAAUCUACGGGCGUCCUGCAUCUUCCAUAUACUCGCAGCCGUCGCCGGCGGCCGCUACCUUCGCCGCUCACCAGCUACGAGCCGAAGCCGCGUAUCGCGACCCUACCGAGAUCUCCCCGCCGAGUUCCCCUGACAUACUGUCCCCCCGGGACGGACCAAACCCGGGCGACGUCUCACCCAUUGACGAAAUCCCAGACAUGUCUCAACUGGCUAUGGAGUCAGAGGGACUGCCUAAACCUGAAGCGCGCACCAACAUCCCUAUGAUGCGCCGCGAGCGCCGCAAGAACUCGGACGCAGCACUGAGUGCCCUCCGCGAGUCCAAGUCGCGCGAGCGGCUAAAGCAGCAGCGACCGCACGGCCACGACAUACGCUGGGAUCCACGAACUGGCGAGCCCACGACAGAUGUGAAAGGUCAUCCGUCACAAGUGAACCCGCAGGAGUACGCUCACGGCCUUGGCAUCCAGACAGACCCGGCGUCUCCCCCGCGGAACAAGCAAGACCAGCAAAGCCAGAGUCCGUUUGGUGAACGUGUGCGUCGAGCGCGACAGCCUGGUAGCACGUCAACGGGAGAAUCUAGCCUAGGCCAACGACCCGAAUGGAAAGGGGCGAGCGGUAGAACGACGUUAGUCGCACCCGUUAGCGACACUAAGGACGUACCCAAAUUGAAGGUCCCUCGCAAGAGUAGCAAGCGGGCUGCCCGCGAACAAAAUGUGUUACCUCCUGUAGCCUCUGUCGGAUCCGAACCCACCUCCUCUCCGGCCGCCCGUAUCCCAGGUGUAGGCGGUAACCGGAGAACAACAGCACAAUCCUCCGGCGUCGCAGUUGUCCCGCAGACAUAUCCGAGUCCACCCCUCUCAGACGACAACAGUACUACCCCGGCAAAUAGCCAUACCACUACACACCCCCGGGAGCACCACCAAACCCCGGCCGGUGACAAGGCCAUUCGCCGAAAGCCAGCGGGUGGUUCUUCCGGCCAUUACCACGAGCCACCGGCGUCGUCCGAGACACCCUCUCAAUACAAUCACACGCCGCGAGCAGCACAGACAGCACCCGUUCACAUGCCCGGCACGUCGCCCGAAGACGGUUGGACGCAACCACCGUCCCGUUUCAGCAUCACCACAUACGCAACAUCACAACAGUCUUCGACGCCACGUGAGAGCGUCGAUGGGGGCAACGAGCCGCCAGUACCCCCGUUACCGCUCCAGCCAGUGCGGCCGUCAAUUCUCGACCGCAAGCGCCCCGUCGUUUCUGGAUACGAGGACAACGACGGCUCGUUUCGCAAGAACUCGCCGCCGGUCGAGGCGGUCAAGAUUAGCCUCGACUCGCCAUACUACACGGCAGUAAAGACAGUGGGCGACAAAGACAAGAACAAUCGCAAAGGUGGUAACAAGAAUGGUACCACCAGCAGAGACGUGGAUAGUAGUGGUAGUAGGGAUAGCAACGGAACGGCAGUCGGGACGGGCACAGAGAAGUCGCUGCCGCUGGCGCCGCCAGAGACGGAGUCUCAGGACCGGGUGGCGCAACUGGACGCGCGGCUGCGGGCGCUGGGGAACCGGCGGAUCAACCUGAACACGGCGAUCCGGCAGAUGACGGAGCUGAUGCCGACAGACGGGGCGCUGCUGGAGACGGCAGCGACGGCGCGGAGACGCGAGGAGGAGAAGCGCAAGGUGGAGACGCUGCGGCAGGAGCUGGCCGAGGUGGAGCGCGAGUCGUACGACCUCGGGCUCAAGCUCCACCGCGCGUACAAGCGGCUCGACCGCAACGCCGAAUUCGAACCGACGACGUUGUGGGUACGGCGGGUUACGGGGUGAAGGCGGAGGCAAGGUCUGAAGAGAGAGAGGGAGGGAAAUGAACAGGCGAAGGAGGGGGAGGAAAUGGAACUUGACGACGGACACGAUAUGGCUCGGCACGGCUCGACGCGGCCGGAUAUACCCGUGUUGACGACCUAGCUAUAGUUCGUGUGCGGGAUUAGCCAGGCGGCGGAUCUGCGAAGACUAGGUUUUCCUCGGGAAGGUGAAAGGAAGGGGAGACGGAGUGAGGAGAAGGGGAGGGCACGAGAGACUCUUGCGCAUGCAUGACCCGAACGACAACUUACUACGCCACUAGACGAGACAGUUGUGAGGGCAUUGGGAUCCAGGGGGAGGCGCUUGUCUCGAAGUCGAUGUCGAUGCCCCCUCGUUCCUGUCCCGUGUCAUCCUCUUCCAGUUCCUCUAUCCUUCUGUCUUUUUUUCCAAGCCUCGGUCUUCUGUACGGCUAUGUAAAUUAAUCAAUAUGUUGGUCCAUCCAUCCAUCCAUCAGGCAGGCAGGCAGGCAGGCAGGCAGGCAGGCGGGC